CUCGCUUAGCAACAGAUAGCUGUUUUGUUGGCUCACCGCCCGUCCGAGGAAGAUUUAGAUCUUAUAUCCCAACAGUUCGGCUGUUUUGGCUUCACAUCCAUUUCGGAGAUUUCAUCGGAGACAUCCUCGGGUUUUUGAAAACUUCUAGACGUGUCGUUAGUUCGAUACGACUCGAUUCAACAUGGGCUACGAGCUGGAUAUGAUCAACAGGGAUCCCAAUGGUCUCAACGACCACGUGAGGGUAUGUCCAGCACACAUCUUAGUGUAGACUAGACGUAAUUUAAUAAUAUUACGAAUAUUUGUGUAAUGUUUCUUGUAAUUGGCUCGUGAUAUUAAAAGUAACCUCCACAUUUAUCUACAGUAACACUAAGCAAUAUUUAACACACAAAUAAAAGAACAAAAAAAAAUUCUAUGGUGCCUGUAAUAAUGAUCAAAGAGCGAAUUAAAUCAAAAAGCGAAAUUGGAACUUAAAUAUUUUUUUUGUCCAAUAUAUUUUUGCAUCUAAUUAGAAGACCCUAGGGCUAAAUAUACUUUACUUAAAAGUCACAUUUAAAAAAAAAAAUCAAUUUAAACUGCGGCCCUUUCUUAUAGGGUUUAGCCAAGUGUGCUGCAGAAAUUUGAAAAAAAAUUAAAAUGGGUUUAAGUUCCUGAAUUAAACAAGACUAAAAAUGAAAAUGAUCACGUUUUAUAGACGCAAACAUUAUUUGAGCUUGAUUAUCUCAGAAUGAAUAUUUUGUGACUUUAAGUACUUUUAGCACUAAGGUCUUCUAAUGCAUUUCUACAAGUCAGUGCUAGAGUAAUUAUUUCUCUUUUGAUCUCAUUGGUUUGUUCCCCAUCUAAGGCGGGUCUCUAAACCCUUGUGAUGUAGAUACUACAUUGCAUACCCUACAGUGAGACACCGUGCAGAAAAUAGUAAUAACCAAAAAUUUAGCUUUAAAAAAAAUGUUUUCGAAUUUUAAAAAAAAUAAUAUACAAAUUUCUAUAUGAUCUAAACAAAACAUGGAUUAAAUUUAUUUUUUUUUGGACCAGGUUCUUUUUGAUGAAGUUCUCGCCGAGCCAGACGGCGCCCAUUCUUUCAACUGCGUGUGGAACUGCGCCUUCAAGUGCUUCAACUGCUGGAAAGGCUGCUGCUACAAGACCUUGACCCUAUUCUGCGGCAUCCCGCUGGCCAUGUGCUGGGGAUGCGAGUUCGCCUACAUCACCUUCUGGCACGUGUGGUACGUCACCCCAUGCAUGAGGACCUACAUGAUCAACUGCGGAUGUCUCCAGAAGUUCUACGGCACUUGUCUGCAGUGUUACUGCCAACCGCUCUGCGAGGCCUACAGCUACUUCUUCAGCAACAUCAGAGUGACAAAUUAUUCGGGAUAAUGUUUACCGAGGUGUUGUUUGAAAGGAGCUUAAUGUUUUUCAUUGAACUGGCCAACUUGGCAAUCUUUUGCUUCAUAUCUGUGAUAUUAUGCCAGAUGAUGUCUAAGUCACCAAUUAUAACCAAUUUUAAAUUUAGACAACCUAUUGAUAGAAAAUUCUACAGAUGGACAAGAAAGGUCUUCGAAACUAAACUAUACUUUAAUUUAUUUUUACGUUUCUCAAAUGGCUGGAUUUUUAAUCAAGGAAAAUGCAUUAAAUAGAACACUGGUAAAUGGCUACCACUUUGCUAUUAUUUGGAACUGUGAACAAAAAAUCCUCCUGUAAUAUAUUGUUUCCCAAAGCAAUGUUCUUAUGUUGCCCCUUUUUUCAAAUGUUCGUUCUUUAUUUCGUUACAAAAUCAUCGCAAAGUCAUCAAGAUAAAUCUGUGAUAUUUUUUUUGAUUGAAAUAUUUGUGAUUUUUGUCUCACCCCUUUUUCAAUUAAUCUAUGCCCAUAUUUUUGUUUUACAACCGAUUGCUACAGGGAUCUCAUAGGACGUACGUAGUCAACAAAAUGUACUUUCGCUUUGUACAAACAGCACUAAUAGUAAUUAACAUUUCCUUUUUUUUUUUGGAUGUUUGUUGCAGCACACGGUAUUAAAUAUGCACAUAUGCCAGUACAUGGAUGCAGCAACGUACCCUAUCAGAAUCAGACUUAGGAACAUGCCCUUGAUGAAGGCUUUGAAUGAAAUGGCCUGGAUAUGGAUACAACCCACGCCUUUAACAUGGCGGGAAUGUUGCCCUAACCAACUAACAUCUGUUUCUCACUUUUGGGGCUACACGCCCUUUCUACUUCCGACACGCCUGUGGCACAUUAAGUCGCACUUGCCUUCGGAGUCUUAGUGACAUAGAUUGUGAAAUAGAACGAUCGGAGAUCUGUCAAUCUUAGUUGGUAUUAAAAUAAAAUGUAAGACUGAGCAAAGUUCCAAAAUGUCAUAUCGCUAUGAGAUGGGCAACCCUAAUUCAUCCUUUAUCAAUAUGUAAUGGGCAACCCUAUUUUAUCAAUAUGAGAUGGGCAACCCUAUUUUAUCAAUAUGAGAUGGGCAACCCUAUUUUAUCAAGAUGAGAUGGGCAACCCUAUUUUAUCAAUAUGAGAUGGGCAACCCUAUUUUAUCAAUAUGAGAUGGGCAACCCUAUUUUAUCAAUAUGAGAUGGGCAACCCCAUUUUAUCAUUAUGAGCUGGGCGACCCUGAUGUAAAAAUUAAUUAUUUUUUUUUGGGAAAAACAUUCAAAGGAGCAUGACACAAAACUCACGUCAAUGUAAAUACACUGUCUGAUUAUUUCAAACUUAGACAACCCCCGUAUUAUUAUAUCAUCUCAAUGCUGCUAAUUGCCUUUCAUAUGUGUCAAUCACUGUUUUUCUUUUAUCUCUCCACCCAUCUACACCUGUCAAAUAAUUUAAAUCAUUGAUCUCUUUUUUUUUUUUAAAUGUUUGUAACGUCAUAUAAAAGAAUGCAUGAUACCAAUUUAAAAUCGCAAAACUUCCUUUGUAAAACAUUUUUUUUAUAAAGUUAUAACAUGUUUCUUUUAGAUUUAAUUGUAUUACAAGAAUGAAUCCAAUCCAGCUUUUUCUCAGCUGAACGCACGCUCCAUCAUGGAAACUUGGCAAAAUUUUAGGAAUAUUGAGAUAAAAUCUUGAAACCACUGAUUUACUUAAAUAAAUUUCACGCUGGAAUUGAUAAUACCAAAUAGUAAACACCCCAUAAUAUUAUUCAAAAAGAAUUUUUUAAUAGAAAAUUUAGAUUUGGCUUAAACACGUAUGUUAUUUAAAAAUUCAGAUUUAUUUGGAAAUUCAUUUGAAGCGUCACUCUCUUUGAUGAGCAUCGCAUUUGAAUACAUGAAUGCUAUAAAAGCAAUGAACUUGUUUUUUGUAGUUUUUAUUCAUAUUAUCUAUAUCAUAUUGUGUUAUUUGAAUUUAUUUUGGAUGGCAAUUGCGCUCCACUUAUUUUGAUUUAAAAUUUCAUCUCCCUCCUUCUCUCACUCUACCUCGCGUCUCAUCUCGAUUAACAAUGUCUCAGCAUCUCUGCAUUUUUUCUAACUUUCCUUUAAGGAGAAGACAUUAAUUGUUGAUUGUAACAUAAUGUCAUGGUUUACACUUGUUAUAGUCAGCAAUUUUUCUCUAACUUUACACUGUGAGUGACCGGCAGGAGAUAGCUACAUCCCAGCAAAUGACCGGUGCCAUCCAAUUUGUUGUAAAUAGUUCGUAUGCGAACUUAACUAUAACAUUUUUUUUUAAAAAAUGCCAUUAUUGCAAGGGAAACCUUUCUCUCUAGCAGUAAGCCCGGUGCCCUUACAACUGUGUCGUGGGUUCGCGUUCUCGACAAUGGCUGUGAAAGACGUCAUUAUAGGCACACACCAUUAUACCUUAUUUAAAUACCAUGUAUUUCUAAAUAUCAAUAUCCUAGUGUCGAUCUGAUCUAUCAGGGGCGUAUUUCAGUAACUGUAAUAUAAUUACACUCUGGGCUGGAAAGUGUGUUUGCAGGAAUGAAUCAUUGGUUUAAAAAUAGAGAUUUUAAGAAUAAAAUAUAAGCCUUUGGCAACAAACAAAC
This is a messenger RNA of Lymnaea stagnalis (great pond snail), 3954 nucleotides long. NCBI's taxonomy places the organism in Eukaryota, Metazoa, Mollusca, Gastropoda, Lymnaeidae. The record is from the annotation of a GenBank genome assembly.